Molecule: messenger RNA, 135 nt
Organism: Vairimorpha ceranae
Lineage: Eukaryota; Fungi; Microsporidia; Nosematidae
Exons: 1
Coding region: 1-135 (44 amino acids)
Source: RefSeq, a predicted model, not a curated record
AUGAUAGGGUCUACUUUGCGUACAAAAGGUAUGGUGGGUAGAUGGACAGAAAUUAGAGAGCGCAUCACAUAUUCAUACAAUAAUCUUAGGCAUUCUAAUGCUGCACAGACACCGAUGAAUUUGUUUUUUUGGUAG